UAUUGUUAUUACCUUUUCUUCUCUUCCUGCUGGGUAUCACCUAAACCUUUGAAGAUGAGAAUCUUACUCCUUGUUUUAGCGAUGGUUCUGGAUGUGGUCCUUUGUUCAAAGUUCGACAUCUAUCGGCAGGGACAGAAAGUCACACCUUAUGGACGUUUGGUUGAAGGUGACAUCAUGCUUCUCAACGAAAGAAGUGUUGGGGAGAGAGCUGCCCUGAGAGACCGAAGAUAUCAGUGGCAAAAUAAAGCUGUUCCGUACGUGCUCUCCAAUUCUUACAGCUCGUCAGAAGUAGCUGUAAUAAAGAGUGCAAUGGAAGAAUAUUCCAAACUUACUUGCAUAAGGUUUAUACAGCGAACCACCCAAAGGGACUAUCUCUAUAUUAGUUCUAUGGACGGAUGUUGGUCAUACAUGGGACGCAUCGGUGGAAGACAAGACGUUUCUCUUGCCAGCAGAGGCUGCAUAUAUAAGGGAAUUGUCAUGCACGAACUAAUGCAUGCUCUUGGCUUCGAGCAUGAACAUAGUCGACCUGAUAGAGAGCAGUUUCUGAAUAUUUUGUGGGCAAAUAUUGACAGAAACAAUUGGGACCAAUUUCAAGUAGCAUCUUCUUUUGAAUUCGAUACCCUAUCUGAAGCUUAUGAUUAUAGGUCAGUUAUGCAUUAUGAUGGAUGGGCAUUUGCUAAAGGUAAAGAGCCAUCAAUGAUGCCAAAACAGACAGGUGUCGACAUUUAUGAGUUAGGUCGUGGUCUUGAAGAGGAUCGGUUUACCAAGUUGGACCUAACGAAACUUGACAAGUAUUACUGUAGGUAAAGCAACGAAAGAUUUGGGAAAUGUUUCGUCUGCGUAAAGAAAUGCCACGAGAUUUAAUAAAAAAUAUAUAUUACCAAA
This is a messenger RNA of Limulus polyphemus (Atlantic horseshoe crab), 885 nucleotides long. RefSeq names its product zinc metalloproteinase nas-4-like. The transcript has 6 exons. The coding region runs from base 55 to 807 and encodes 250 amino acids. The record is from RefSeq and is a predicted model, not a curated record. Gene Ontology annotation, biological process: proteolysis. NCBI's taxonomy places the organism in Eukaryota, Metazoa, Arthropoda, Merostomata, Xiphosura, Limulidae. Gene Ontology annotation, molecular function: metalloendopeptidase activity; zinc ion binding.